Molecule: messenger RNA, 1604 nt
Organism: Juglans regia (Persian walnut)
Lineage: Eukaryota; Viridiplantae; Streptophyta; Magnoliopsida; Fagales; Juglandaceae
Exons: 1
Coding region: 623-1453 (276 amino acids)
Source: RefSeq, a predicted model, not a curated record
GAUGGAGUGGGGGCCAUGAGGGAAAAAAAAAAUCCUAUGCUGGCUCUAUGAUACCAUGAAGAGAAAUGUAAAACCCAGAUGAAGACAAAGCAUUUGUUGAAAUGCCUCAAUGGGCGUAAACAUUUCUGAAUGAUAUUUCCGUAAGUGCUUAUCCUUCAUACAGUACAUCAGUAUUUAUAGAAGGCUCAGAAUACCAAAACAAAUUUACAAGAAUAUUCUAGAAGAUGCUAUAGAGGCACGGCCUUGCCAUUCUGUUGAGAAGUUUGUUGUGAUUUCGGUUGUGGUGGUCUGACAGCAGGUGCGUGCUGUGUAGCUCUGUGUAAUGGAGGCAAAUAUUCUGUUGUGCUAACACAACUGGAGAAACAAUGCCAACGAUGAUCAUCAACAUGUGUUCCAUCCCAUCUUGAAGCAGAUCCAGUUUACUUGUGAAGCCUGUGGUGAGGAACGCAAGGACAUUGCUAGCCUAUGUAGCAUUUGUCAACUCUUGAUUCACACCAAAUGUGCUCACUUUCCACAAACCAUCAAAACUGUAGCACAUGAUCACUCCCUCACCCGUACCUAUUCUCUGCAUCAAGCCAAGGAGCAGCUACACAAUGUAUUUUGUAAACUCUGCUACAAAAAGAUGGACACAAAGUAUGCAGGUUAUUAUUGCCAAGAAUGUGAUUAUGUUGCCCACUUGCCCUGCACUUAUGAUAAAUUGCUUAUGGAUGGGUAUGUGGACAUAAGUGUAACUCUUGAUGCACAGUUUGAGGAGAUAAGCCUAGAAGAGGGUGGAGUAGUUGGGGAGAUCAAACACUUCAGUCAUCAACAUAAUUUAUGUCUUGGUGAUAAAGAAAUAGAGGAUGAUAAGUUUUGUGAAGGGUGUGGGCAACUAAUCUUGGACUCUUUUUACAAAUGUGAGCAAUGCAAAUUCUUCCUUCAUGAAAGUUGUGCUAAACUACCCAAAAAGAAGCGACACUUGCUUCAUCGACACCCUCUCACUCUCAACUCAAGGGGUGAUUGCAUGUUCUAUUGCAGUGCUUGUAAGCAUCCUCACAGAGGCUUUAGCUACAAAUGUGAUGAGUGUUACUACAACUUGGACAUUCAAUGUAUUUCACUCCCGGAAACCUUUAAACAUGAAGGUCAUCAGCAUUCCCUCUUCCUUGCUAUAAGUUCGAUGGAAAAAUGCAAAGCUUGUGAUAGCUCAAGCAACUGUUAUGGUGCAUUCUUCGAACCUGUAUUUGUAUGUACCGAGCGCGAUUUCGUCUUGGGUUUUGAAUGUGCAAGUCUUCCGCUUGAAGCUAGGUAUGACACACAUCUUCUCAAACUCACAUAUACCGUCGAAGAUGAUUCGGGAGAAUAUUAUUGUAUGAUUUGCAAGGAGAAAAGAAAUCCAAACCAUUGGUUCUAUUAUUGUGAAAAAGGUGGCUUUGCUGCUCAUAUUGGAUGCAUUUCUGUGUCAUGGAGAUCCUAGCUUAUACUGGAUCAACUAUUUUGCUAUGGAGGGUGUAUCUUAUCCUUGGGAUUGAGAAGUGUGCCCUAAUCUCUCUUCCAAGGAAAAUUGUAGUAUAAAGUGCUCUGACAAGAGUUUGUCACCACCAUAAAGAGAAGUUUGUUUUGAUGUU